UCACGUGGUGUUUACAAACGCACAGCUGACGGUCUGGUGAGGCGCAGCCGCGCAGGUGUGAAGACCGCGUGGUGGUGUGAUAAGCGAGGCAGUGAUACCACACAUUUCAUCUCUACCAGAAGUGGACGCAAGCUAAUACUUAAGACUCGGGGAGAAAUAUUUGUGUGUGAUGAGUGGCGGGCAGCAGUGUGACGUGUGCGGCGAGGCGGCGGCCAAGUACAAGUGUCCCAAGUGCAGACUGAAGUACUGCAGUGUGGGGUGCUACAAGAGCCACCAGAACCAGCAGUGUCAGCCAGCCAAGGCCACACACAGCCAGCAGGUGGAAGACGCCGAGGAAGGCCAUGUGUCCCAACAGCACGUCCUCUUUCCCACGGAUGACACUGUUCCCCCGCGCACCUUGGAAAAGCUCGGAGAGUGUGACAAGCUGAAGAGUCUCCUGAGCAACCGUCACCUGCGGGAAGUGCUGGUGGAGGUAGACAGUGCACCCAACGCCCAGGCAGCCAUGCGACGUGCUAUGCUGGAGCCGAUCUUCACGGAGUUCGCGGACACGGUGCUGGGGGUGGUAGAGCCUGACAUGGAGGCCGCCGCGCCGUCCCCCAGGAAACAGGAGGCCUUGUAAGGAUAGAGAGUGGGUUCGCGUAAUGCUCCAAUCAUUUGUUUUCUUCUUGUGUGUGUGUGUAGCGAAA
Molecule: messenger RNA, 686 nt
Organism: Scylla paramamosain (green mud crab)
Lineage: Eukaryota; Metazoa; Arthropoda; Malacostraca; Decapoda; Portunidae
Product: zinc finger HIT domain-containing protein 3-like
Exons: 3
Coding region: 170-619 (149 amino acids)
Biological process (GO): box C/D snoRNP assembly; maturation of LSU-rRNA from tricistronic rRNA transcript (SSU-rRNA, 5.8S rRNA, LSU-rRNA); snoRNA localization
Cellular component (GO): pre-snoRNP complex; nucleus
Molecular function (GO): protein binding
Source: RefSeq, a predicted model, not a curated record